UACGGUAGGUGGAUAAGGUAGGUAGGUAGUGGACAGUGGACAGACCGCAAACGCGGGCAUAGUGGACCUUUGUGAACCCAAACACCCUUCCUUCCUUCUGCCAAUUUUCUGGGCUUUCAGUCUAGUCCGGGCAUGCGCCGACGUGGUAGCCCGUGCUCUAAUAAACCAGUAUCCGUAAUUAUGUUGACCGACUAAUCUUCUUUUCCUCGUCUCUCUUCUCUAUUAUAUUUUCCAACCACACACCACACCUUGUCCGCACUCUUCCUUUCAAAAAUCCAAAGAAGAAAGAGGCUUAGCUUAGCUCGUCUCCUCGUCUCUGAAUUCCGCUUCAGUCACAAUGUCCUAUCCCCAGCACCCAACCGAAUCGAACCUGUCGCCCCAAAUCUCUUCGUCUCUGUUUGGGCAAUACUACGGCUCCCCGCCGCCCCCUGAGGGUUACCCUCCUCCCCAGGGCUACCCUCAGGGCUAUCCUCCCCCCGAGGGCUAUCCCCCCCCAGGCCAACAACCGAUGUACUACCCGCCUCAGCCUCAGCCACAGGCCCCGCCUCCCCAGGAAGAGAAGAGCCACGGAUGUCUCUACACCUGUAUCGCGACGCUUUGUUGUUGUUGGCUCUGCGGUGAAGCCUGCUCAGACGGAGCGAAAGGCGUGCUGGACUUGCUCAUCGCACACUGGAUGCGUUACGGGCCGGUGUCGAUCACGCGGGGAAGAAAGGGGAAGAUUGCAGGACCCAGUCUGGGCAUGGUCUGGUCGAGACCUUCGACGUCACAUUUUUCAUCUUUGAUCUCCGUCAUCGGACAUCACAACUACCCACUCGACGAUUCGCUCUCGACGCAUUUUCCUUACAAUGGACGAAAGAAGAGUUCAACAUUGCAUAUUGCAUGA
Sodiomyces alkalinus F11 is the source of this 883-nucleotide messenger RNA. RefSeq lists its product as hypothetical. NCBI's taxonomy places the organism in Eukaryota, Fungi, Ascomycota, Sordariomycetes, Glomerellales, Plectosphaerellaceae. Bases 338 to 883 code for a protein of 181 amino acids. The record is from RefSeq and is a predicted model, not a curated record. The transcript has 7 exons.